Molecule: messenger RNA, 1422 nt
Organism: Harpia harpyja (harpy eagle)
Lineage: Eukaryota; Metazoa; Chordata; Aves; Accipitriformes; Accipitridae
Product: HLA class II histocompatibility antigen, DR alpha chain-like
Exons: 4
Coding region: 77-844 (255 amino acids)
Biological process (GO): positive regulation of T cell activation; immunoglobulin production involved in immunoglobulin-mediated immune response; peptide antigen assembly with MHC class II protein complex
Cellular component (GO): MHC class II protein complex; membrane
Molecular function (GO): MHC class II protein complex binding
Source: RefSeq, a predicted model, not a curated record
ACUCAGCUCCCCGGCCCAAGAGCAACGCCUGCCCCUCGUCCGGUCCUGCUCUCGCUGCCCGCUGCCAGGAUAGGCGAUGGCCGGAGGUUGGGGUGUCCCGCUGGCGCUGCUGGCAGUGCUGACCCUGCAGGGCGCGGGGGCCGUGAAAGUGCGGCAUGUGUUGAUCCAGGCCGAAUUCUACCAGCGGGCUGAGACGCUGCAGCAGGAGGGCGGCGAGUUCAUGUUUGAUUUCGAUGGGGACGAGAUCUUCCACGUGGACCUGCAGAAGACAGAGACCGUCUGGCGCCUGCCCGAGUUCGGGAACUUCGCCACCUUCGAGGCGCAGGGAGCUCUGCAGAACAUGGCAGUAUCAAAACAGAACUUGGAGAUCAUGAUUCAAAGGUCCAACCGCUCGCAGGCCACCAUCGUGCCACCUGAGGUGACGGUGUUCUCCGAGGACCCCGUGGAGCUGGGGGACCCCAACAUCCUGAUCUGCUACGUGGACAAGUUCUGGCCAUCCGUCAUCACCAUCACGUGGCUGAGGAACGGGCAGGUGGUGACGGACGGCGUCCUCGAGACCGUUUUCUACCCACGGGAGGACCACAGCUUCCGCAAGUUCUCCUACCUGCCCUUCAUCCCCACCCGGGGGGACUACUACGACUGCCGUGUGGAGCACUGGGGGCUGCCCACCGCCCUCCUGAAGCACUGGGAACCCCAGGUGCCCCUCCCCGCCUCCGAGAGCACCGAGACCCUGGUGUGCGCCCUGGGCCUGGCCGUGGGCAUCGUCGGCAUCAUCGCGGGCACCAUCCUCAUCAUCAAGGCCAUGAAGAUGAACAGCGCCCGCAACCAGCGGGGCGUCUUGUGAGGGGGCAGGGGCCAGAGCUCCCAGCCUCCCCCCAGCUGGACCCUCUGCACCCUCAGUCAUCCCUCACAUUAGCCUCGCGGGAGCUGCUCACCCUGGUGACCCAUAUGCCUGCCCCACCUCGUCAGCACCCCCCUCUCCUGUGCACACCACCCGCAGAAAUGCUGGAGACGGCUCCAGAGCCAGACCUGGCAGAGUCCGGUUCCCACAGGGGACUGGGCUGCUUCCCAUGGCUGGGGCAAGCUCGGGUGGCACCUGGGGCUGCUUCAGCACACCCCCUGCCAGGGGAAACUGCUGCAGAGCCCGGGAUCCUACACUGGUCCCGGUAUCCAACCCACACCACUGCUGUGCUGGGGCUGCCCUGCCCACAGCCCCUGGCCCCACGGCCAUCUCCAGCUGGGGAUGUGGCGUCUCCUCCCAGCCCAGAUGCGGGGUCUCCCCUGCAGACCCCUGAAGGGAGGGGAGGUGUGCCCUACCCCAAAGCUCCCCCUCGGCACACAGUCCUGCACCCUCCACUCCUGCUAUGCUGCUUUGUCGCUACAAUAAAGUGGAUUGGGGUUGAUCCUGCCAUGCAACCCUCA